CCGCCCAGUUGCUGAUUGUUCGUCGCGUCCGCCCGCGUCAACUCGCGCGUCCCUCUGUAGAGGCGCACGGAGGCGCGCUCCGGGCGCGAGUUGUUUGGGAAUAAUAACAGUUUCGGAGGUCGACGGAGGCAUCCAGGGUGUUGUGAGACUACAUCAACGGCGUCUCCGAGUGAGGAUCCGAGCUGCGGGGGGUGUUCACGGGGGCGGCGGCGGGGGGGACCGCUGCUGCUGCUGCUGCUCACUGCUGCCAGUGAAUUUUAGCUUCGGAGACCACAGCUGCGUAAACUUGGCCAGAUCUGGUGACAUUGUAGGCUCUGUGCGUGCGUGCUUGUGUGUGCGUGUGUGUGUGUGUGUGUGCGUGUUUGUGUGAGCAGCCUGGAUGGAUAUGCGGCUCACCGAGGGAAUUUAAAAAUCAAGGGGGGGGGGAUUACUAUCAGUCCCUCUCCUUCUAUAACCUCAAAAUGGAUGCCGACGACAGCCUGUGGAGACGCCAGUGGAUUAGCCACUCUUCCGCCCAUCUGCUUGACAUCUGAGCGACGCAAGCGUUCAAAGUUUGGAUAAUCAGAGAGAAGAAGAGAAGGGAAGACAAGGCUGACAAGGUGUAGGAUGCAGUCUGGGGCGAAGACGCUCUCCGCAGGUGGAGGUGCGUCACUCUGCUGCCUGCUGCUCCUCUGGCUCAUCUACUCCCAUCUGCUCAGAGAGGGCCAGUUGGCGGUGGGAACCUGCGAGAUCGUGAUGCUCAACAGAGACAGCAGCGUCCCACGUCGCACCAUCGCAAGGCAGACGGCCCGCUGCGCCUGCCGGAGAGGCCAGAUCGCCGGCACCACCAGGGCGAGGCCGGCAUGUGUAGACGCGCGAAUCGUGCGGAGCCGUCAGUGGUGCGAGAUGGCUCCCUGCCUGGAGGGGGAGGUCUGCAGCUACCUGUUCAACCGAUCCGGCUGGACCUGCACCAGGGGCAGCGGGCGCAUCAAGACCGUCACGCCUUUGCCCAAGGAGCCGUCGUAGGAUGCAGAGAAAACAGCAAGUAUCAGAUUCAUUGUCGUCAUCCAUGUGCUACAAAAGGAAAGAUCAAUCUCUACACCAGAACAUUGUGUCCAUUCCCCAACGAGAUUCCCAACCUUAACACCAGGUUUGACCUUCAAUACUAAAAUAAAUAAAUAGUGAUAAUCCAGAGUUCCACAAAUCGCCACAGUGACACUUCUGAGGAGCCUCGAGUGAGCAGCAUGGUCCUCCGUCGGCAUUGAAUCUUCACUGCAACCAAAUUUGUGGACUAAUCACAGAACUGAAACCCCUGUGAGGAGCAUCGAUCAGCGGGCCGGUGGAAUAUUCAUUGACGUACCUCAACGUUUGCUUUUGUUCGUGUUAUCCGACAUCGGCUUCUGGAAGAUUUCUUUUGUACCUUUGUGGCUUGACUUCGACUUGUUAGAAGGUCUUUCAGAAGUCGAUCCCGUUCAUCUUCUUUAUAUCCCUGCCAUGAGGGCGUCCAGGGUUCUACUCCGGCCAAGUCUCCUUGCCGACAGCUUACUGCUGGAGAGUAAUGACUCUGCAGGGGUCGAGCCAGCCCGUAUUGUCCUUUGGAUUCUUUCUCUCAUUUGGCGGACGGGUGAAACUUUACACCUCUGCAUAUACACACACGCACACACACACACACACACACAGGACGGAAGGUUGUGAGAAAACCACGGAGGUCUGUUGGAACGUCACAGAAGGGGCGACAGAGAUGAGUUAACUUCAUGACAGAGGUCACCAUGGUGAAAUGUGGUCAUUUCGAGGGUCUAAGCUUAUAACUUUAUGUGGUGCCAACAUAGGAUAGAACAUUAGUUUUUGUCAAUGAACCUCACACAUCUUGUACACACCACCGGGAGCAUUUAGCAGAUGUGAACCUCUGGCUCAUGUUAAUGGUCUGUUUGUUUGUGCGCACGUGUUUUCGCAUCCCUCCAUGUGGGAAUAUAUUCGGCUGCGCGCUUGUGUGAGUGCACAUCCAGAGAUACACUGUGAAAUAAGUCCUGUCCAAUGCAUCACUCAUAAACUUGUAUAUUUUGGGGACAGACCAGAGUUCACCAUCUGGCAAGAGAAGCAUUUUUUGGCAGAUGUUGGUUGCAUUUGAAUGUUCAUGUGUGAAUCCCUGGUAUUGCCUAUUCUUUUCGUGUGUUUUAUGGAGUACAUAGAGAUAUUUAUAUUGAAGGUGAGGGGGGGGGGGGGGGUUGGGACAGAUCUGCAGUGUGACGCGUAAGUUAAACUCUGUAAUUAAAAUCAGUUCAUGCGUGAUUAAAUGUAUUCAGAAUCCAUAUCUAAAUUGGUUAUAUUUUGAUAUGAAAUGUUUUGGCCAGCUGGACGUGCUAUUUGAUGAUUUCAUAUGCUUGAUAUAUUUGAAACGAUGUAUAUAUACAUAUAUAUAUAUAUAUUCAAUUAAUGUAUUUUCUGUUCUGUGGGUCUCAUUUCAACCAGAGGUAAUGCAAAGGAGAAGCACAAGAGGCAUUCUUCUAGGAAAUGCAAGAGGUGGACAAAUUAACACGAACACCAGCCAAGAUAUUACGAAAAUACAAUGAAAAUGAAACUUAAUUACCCUAAAGUCUUAAAAGAAAUAGCCUUCACAUAGCAAUUGUUUGUUUCAGGGCAAUUACAAUAGUUCUGCACAGGUGUUCCUGUUAAUGUGUCUACACCCUUUUUUUAUUUUUUAAUUCUUUGUACUAAAACAUUGUGUACAACUCCAUCUUAAUGUAUGCGUUUGAGGAUAUAAAGAGAGCGUCCGCUCCCGGGAGCUGAGCAGUGUGUAUUGGCUGUGUGUGCGUGUCUGUUUUCCAAAUCAGCAGUGGUCUGUGAGUAUAAAAAUACCAAUUUCCACAGGAUCCCGUACCUUUUGAUUUCAGGCUGCCUUUAUCUACAGCGUCGCCGUAAAUGAAAGGCCCCCUUUGAGUGAUUGUCAACGCAGGAACUGCUGCGGCGAGCCGGACGCGCAGCCCGGCAAAGGUAGAUUAAAUCUAGACUUUAGCUAAAUCUAUGAAAAGAAACAAUAAAUAUCUGGACCUCUACUUGCAAAAUGGUCUAAAGGAAUUGGGUGGGAAUUUAUACCAGCAUAUAUAACGAAAAUAGCACAGAGUGACUCUCCCUGGAUGGGCCUGUAAAUGCUUUUUGGGGGUCUACAUGUAAAAAUGGUGUUCUUUUAUUUCCCACAGCUCUUAUUUUGGAUGACGAUUUGCUUGAAAACUACAGAAGUACAGCUCACCACACAAAGUGUAACAAUAAAAUAAGAAAGAACAAAGUGUUCCUGUGCAGACUAAAAUUAGACUGGGAAACACUUUCUAUGAAGCUGGUGUGUAUCAUGUACUUUAAUGUGAGCUUCUCAGUAAUAGUUUAUAACAGCAGCAUAUUGCAUUACGUUACGACGUUUUUAGUUGUUCAUAUGAAGGAUUAUUCAACGUUCUGGUGUGCAGUUAUUGAAGAAUAACACACAAAGCGCAGGUACGGCAAUAUAACGCACAAUGUGUUUUUGCAUGAUACGUCAUGAUCAUACCUUCUUACAUCAUUGAUGCUCAACAAAUAUAAAAUAAAUGUUUAGUAUUUAUUCUGUCAGAGUUUUUUUUAGGGGAAAACAUAAACCACCAACAUUUAGUUUUUGAGUUAAUCUCCCAGCUGCAGGCAUCACUUUACUACGUAAAGUAGCAGGAGAAGUCAGCGUGUUGUGACCAUUGGAACCAGCUGCCCUCCAGACAUCGGUGUUUAUUCAGAAAAGUGAUGAGUUUGCUCUGUCACACCUUAAAAAAACAUUAGAAUGAUUUGGAUGUUGGACAUAAUCAUUGUUGUUCAUAAUAGCUCGACCCAAUUUGCAUGAAAAGUUGUAAUGUUUUUUGCCCACGGUGAUGCUUUCCGUAAUGUUUUAUUUUAUAGGUAUGGAAGUGGCUGGAAAACAUUUUGUAUCCUCCCUGUUUUAUCUCGUUUUAUUUUACAAAAAAUGACUGAAACUGUUUUUUAAAUUAAACUUUAUUUCAUUAAAGAAAA
Molecule: messenger RNA, 3999 nt
Organism: Gasterosteus aculeatus aculeatus (three-spined stickleback)
Lineage: Eukaryota; Metazoa; Chordata; Actinopteri; Perciformes; Gasterosteidae
Gene: tafa5l
Product: TAFA chemokine like family member 5, like
Source: RefSeq, a predicted model, not a curated record